AUGAAUUUGUCAACGGAAUCAAGUGACGAUGAAUCGUCUCAAUCGUCUUCUAUUAUAUCGACUACAGUUUUCAUAGCAUUUGGAUUAUGCGGUAUAAUCGACAAUGGACUCGUUCUGGUUGUCGUCGGUUACAGUAAAGAUCUUCGGAAUGCAACAAACUUGCUGAUCGCCAACCAAUCCUUGAUCGACCUGAUGACAUCGGUUUUUCUGCUUGCGCUCAACCUCGCACCCGGCUUCCUUACCGUAUCUCAACCUGUGCUAAUCAACAGGUUCAUCUGUGGUUUUUGGAUGACUUGGUAUCCCUUUUGGAUGACCGUAACCGCCAGCUCAGUCAACUUGGUGGUGAUAACAUUCGAACGAUUCUAUGCCAUCGCUUAUCCUGUACGUUACCGUCAAGGAAUGAACAUAAAACGAGUGGCAUCGUUGUCUGUGAUUCCUUGGGUAUAUGGGAUUUCGUUCAGCAUUUUCUUUUUAUUCUUGACAAGAAUCGACGGACAGGUAUGCUUGACCUAUGUGUGGCCUAAUAUGAAGUUGAAGCAAGUUAUUGGGGUGUUGAUAUUCAGUAUUCAGUUCCUGGGUCUCAUCUGCAUUAUCAGCAUCCUUUACAUCUUGAUCGCUGUUCAUCUUCGUCGUGGUCUACGCGGACAGACCGAUGCUGUUAACCUGCGGGAACGCGCUCGAAGGAAUGUCCUGGAAACUCUUCUCAUUGUAUUCGUCUGCUACAUAGUCUGCUGGGCACCCAAUGACAUCUAUGUCUUGAACUACUCUCUCAAGGAACAUGUCCAAUUAGAAGGCAUCCUUUACGACGUCACCGUUCUGCUGGCCUUUUCCAAUGCCUGGAUAAAUCCCAUCAUCUAUUCCUUUCGAUAUGUCAAGUUUCAGAGAGCAUGGAAGAAGAUGUUUUGCUGCAGAGGCACAGAGAAACAGGACCAAUCAAACGUGUUUUCAUGUAACCUUGCUAACAAGAACCCGAACAGAGUCAGGGAAGCACCCACAGGGAGAGGGUCUGAGACAGAGAUAAAAUAA
Messenger RNA from Strongylocentrotus purpuratus (purple sea urchin), 1026 nucleotides. RefSeq names its product histamine H2 receptor-like. Gene Ontology annotation, molecular function: G protein-coupled receptor activity. The record is from RefSeq and is a predicted model, not a curated record. Gene Ontology annotation, biological process: G protein-coupled receptor signaling pathway. NCBI's taxonomy places the organism in Eukaryota, Metazoa, Echinodermata, Echinoidea, Camarodonta, Strongylocentrotidae. Bases 1 to 1026 code for a protein of 341 amino acids. Gene Ontology annotation, cellular component: membrane. The transcript has a single exon.